Eruca vesicaria subsp. sativa (arugula) is the source of this 189-nucleotide messenger RNA. Lineage: Eukaryota; Viridiplantae; Streptophyta; Magnoliopsida; Brassicales; Brassicaceae. The record is from the annotation of a GenBank genome assembly.
AUGGAUUUCGGGUGGGGUGAGCCGGUGAAUAUUGUCCCGGUGGUCCCACCAGAGAUAGCUAAAAUUGUUAGUAUGUUCAUGCCAGCGUCGAGGUUAGAACCUCCAAUGGUCGGAGGGGUUCAAGUCAUGAUUACGCUGCCAAGAGCUGCAAUGGUUAAGUUUAAAGAAGAGAUGAAUGCUCUAAACUAA